UUCGGGCUGUAAGAAUUGAUGUAAGUCUAAAUGUAUAUACAAUCAAUAACUAAGCACACAUACAAAAGGUAGAUGGAUUUACAAGUGAACAAGGCUAUCAAGGUGCUCGUCUCAUUGGUACUAAAAUUGAAGCUCUAGAAACAAGUAUGGACAAAGUGGCAAAGACAUGCUGUACUGCUAGUCAUCCUGGUACUGCUAGUGUUAAUGGUAUGGCUGGUGAUGAAAUUGAUGGCAUUCUCAGUGGACUGGGUCAACUUGCGCCUGAAAUUAUCUCUACCUUAUCUUCUGUUGCUGGAAAACGAACACAAUUGGAUGAACUGCCUUUGUUGAAGCCUUUGAUUGCUGCUGACGUUCAAAAGUUGUAUAAGAGCAUUGAUUCAUUGAAUCUCUGUAUUCUACAAAGUGUUCCUGCAAGUCGCCAUGCUAUUGCUUCACAUCUAACAAACCAAAUGCAUGCUGGUUUCCUUAAUAUUAUGACAACGUUUGAUAUUUAAAUAAACAGACUUUUUUAUUUGAAG
Molecule: messenger RNA, 518 nt
Organism: Gilbertella persicaria
Lineage: Eukaryota; Fungi; Mucoromycota; Mucoromycetes; Mucorales; Choanephoraceae
Exons: 1
Coding region: 147-494 (115 amino acids)
Source: RefSeq, a predicted model, not a curated record